Messenger RNA from Nymphaea colorata (pocket water lily), 1779 nucleotides. RefSeq lists its product as uncharacterized. Bases 130 to 1101 code for a protein of 323 amino acids. Lineage: Eukaryota; Viridiplantae; Streptophyta; Magnoliopsida; Nymphaeales; Nymphaeaceae. The record is from RefSeq and is a predicted model, not a curated record. The transcript is spliced from 7 exons.
AACGUUCAUUUGUCGACACUUCGACCGUCUACUUCCCCUUUUUCCGUGUUUCAUCUCUUCCUCUCUCUCGGACGAUAUAAUUUUCAGGCAACGUGAUCGGGCUUUUGCUUGCUGUGGAAGUGAGGAAUCAUGUGGGUGGAGGUUGUCUGCGGGUUGGUGAUCUACAAGCUAUUCCGGCUGUGGGUCGCCGGAGAGGACGACGAGCUCGACGACAAGUACGAAUCCAACGUCCACUUCGUCGUCGCAGAGAAGAUUGAGAAGAUCUAUGGGGGAAAGGUGUACGUUGGGCUUCGAAUUCCGGACGACGAUAAUGGGGAGCGCAGGAAUGUCGAUAUGGUCCUUGUUUCAAAAGGGAAGGAAGUGAUGGUGAUGACGGUUAAGAAUUUGCAUGGGUUUGUGGAGGUUGGCGAUGAUCGUAGCUGGAUUUGCAGAAGCAAGGAUGGCAGCCGAGAGCGGCAUCCUGAUCCGGUAAUGGAAAUGAGGCAGCAAGUCUCAACACUUGAAUCUUACCUGGAAAAAAGAGGUGCUGUUUUGCCAAGUGGAUAUUUGAAAGGCAGAGUGGUGCUUCCUAAUCCAAGUUGCAAGACCUCUCAGUCAAUAUCAGUUCAUCCUGAAGUUAUUGGUUUCGACAAAUGGAAUGAACUUAGGCCUGAUUUUCGGGCAGGCUUUUCUAAUUGGGUAAAGGAUGCAUUUCGUGGAUCCAAGGGUGAUUUGCAGAAUGAAACCAUUCAAAAACUUCAUUUUAUUCUUGGGACUGCACCAAUGUGGGACAGAUUGGAGCUUAGAAGUGGUAGACAUGUUCUUGGAGAAUUUAUUGAAUUUAAAGGAAAAUCUGCUGAUAUGCAAAAGCUGAGAAAUUUGAAGAGAUCUAAAGUGAACAGGUUCAUUAUCCAAAAGUCAACCGUAUUUGGCUUUCUAGGUGGGUCUGAACAUGUGGUGCAAUAUAGUCUCCGUGAUUACCGUAGUGAAGGUUCUUCUGCAUCUGAGCUAAAAGAAAUCACAGUACACAAUAAAACUGAGCUUAUAUUUCAGCCAAUGAACUCAAAGAAAAGUAUGAAGUUUAAGCUGUCAAAGAUAUCGUCUCUCAUAUUAAGUGCGUGAAAAUUGCCUCUCUGUUUCUCUGGCAGCAUGUAUUGAAUUACAGCUUAAACUUUUAAACUUGUUAAAUAGAAGCUGGCACAUCGGGUCCUCCAAAUGUUCAGAUAUGUGCAUGUGAGAUGCAUCAUGUGCAAAGGAACACAAGGCCACUUGACUUUUCUUUGUUAUUAUAAUGAAGCUGAUUUUGGUUGAAGAAAGUACUGCGAGGAGCUUUGGAAUUUCCCAAAGUUAGUGACUACAGCUAUCAACCCUUGCCUGGAUUUCUGGUUGUUAUGAGUUGGUGGACGAAAUAGUAAUACCAUCUUGCUUACAAGAGUGUCUGUUGAGCUAGAAGAUUAUGACCAAGCAUUUGAAUGGAAUAUAGGUACACAGUACACUAGUUUCAUGAUUAAAAUGCAUAGGAUUUAUCGUAUUAGUGGACAAUGUAAAGUGUUCUAAGAAAAUUUCUUUAGAUGAAGACUUAUCUUUGUGUUAUACCUAGUGUACCAUCUUGCUUAUUAAAGAGGCUGUUGAGUCGGACAUUAUGGCCAGGACACUUUUAUCAAAUAUGUGUAGAGUACAAUUGUUUCAUAAUUAGAAUGCAAAUGAUUUGGUUCUCCAUUUUGUCAUGUUGGGGAACAAUGUGGAGUGUUUUGGGAGAUGAUUUCUUUAAAUGAAAUUUGGGCCGUGUUUGUGUUGUGA